This is a messenger RNA of Zalophus californianus (California sea lion), 9116 nucleotides long. It is a transcript of the gene PCSK5, whose product is annotated as proprotein convertase subtilisin/kexin type 5. The transcript is spliced from 38 exons. Gene Ontology annotation, biological process: peptide hormone processing. Gene Ontology annotation, molecular function: serine-type endopeptidase activity. Gene Ontology annotation, cellular component: trans-Golgi network; Golgi membrane. The coding region runs from base 472 to 6117 and encodes 1881 amino acids. NCBI's taxonomy places the organism in Eukaryota, Metazoa, Chordata, Mammalia, Carnivora, Otariidae. The record is from RefSeq and is a predicted model, not a curated record.
CCGGAGGGAGCGCAGGGAGCAAGCUAGCGAGCGCUCGGAGCCCGGGCCAGCAGAGGGGGCGCCCGGCCGCUGUCUGCACCGCCGCCUCCGCCGCGCUCCGGGGCCCGGGGAGGAGCGAGGGCGAGUCGGAGAGUCGGGAGCCGAGCCGGCGAGACUCAACUGCAGGAGGGCGCCCGCCCCACUCCGCCGCCUCCUGCGCCCGAGCCGGGGAGCCCCCGCCGAUCGCCCUGCGGGCCGGAGGGCAGGGAGCACAGGUCCCCGCAGCCCCAGGGAUGGUCUAGGAGCCGGCGCGAGGCUCGCCAUUUGCUCCCAGCCGGGGCUUGCCGCCUGCUGCGGAUCGCCCAGGGCUGUGCGCCGCGGCGGCCGGGGGGCUGCGCGCCGGGGCGGCCCAGGCCCGGAGAAGUUAGUUGUGCGCGCCGCUCGUGCGCGGAGUCAGCGAGCGAGCGAGGGAGGCAGAGAGGCGCCGGGGCCAUGGGCUGGGGAAGCCGCUGCUGCUGCCCGGGACGCCUGGACCUGCUCUGCGUGCUGGCGCUGCUCGGGGGCUGCCUGCUCCCCGUGUGCCGGACGCGAGUCUACACCAACCACUGGGCGGUCAAAAUCGCCGGCGGCUUCCCAGAGGCCAACCGCAUCGCCAGCAAGUACGGAUUCAUCAACAUAGGACAGAUCGGGGCCCUAAAGGACUACUACCACUUCUACCAUAGCAGGACGAUUAAAAGGUCAGUUCUCUCGAGCAGAGGAACCCACAGUUUCAUUUCAAUGGAACCAAAGGUGGAGUGGAUCCAACAGCAAGUGGUAAAAAAACGGACAAAGAGGGAUUAUGACUUCAGUCGUGCCCAGCCGACUUACUUCAACGAUCCCAAGUGGCCAAGCAUGUGGUAUAUGCACUGCAGUGACAACACACAUCCCUGCCAAUCAGACAUGAACAUCGAAGGAGCCUGGAAGAGAGGCUACACGGGAAAAAACAUCGUGGUGACCAUCCUGGAUGAUGGCAUUGAGAGAACCCACCCGGAUCUGAUGCAGAACUACGAUGCUCUGGCGAGUUGUGACGUGAAUGGGAAUGACCUGGACCCAAUGCCUCGUUACGAUGCAAGCAACGAGAACAAGCAUGGGACCCGCUGUGCUGGAGAAGUGGCAGCCGCAGCAAACAACUCUCACUGCACAGUUGGAAUUGCUUUCAAUGCCAAGAUCGGAGGGGUUCGGAUGCUGGAUGGAGAUGUCACGGACAUGGUUGAAGCAAAAUCGGUUAGCUUCAAUCCUCAGCACGUGCAUAUCUACAGUGCAAGCUGGGGCCCUGAUGAUGAUGGCAAGACCGUGGAUGGACCGGCUCCACUCACCCGGCAAGCCUUUGAAAACGGCGUUAGAAUGGGGCGGAGAGGCCUCGGCUCUGUUUUUGUCUGGGCCUCGGGAAAUGGUGGAAGGAGCAAAGACCACUGUUCCUGUGAUGGCUACACCAACAGCAUCUACACCAUCUCCAUCAGCAGCACAGCUGAGAGUGGGAAGAAGCCUUGGUACCUGGAAGAGUGUUCAUCCACACUGGCCACCACCUACAGCAGCGGAGAGUCGUACGAUAAGAAAAUAAUUACUACGGAUCUGAGGCAGCGCUGCACGGACAACCACACUGGGACCUCGGCCUCGGCCCCCAUGGCCGCAGGCAUCAUUGCGUUGGCCCUGGAAGCCAAUCCGUUUCUGACCUGGAGAGACGUGCAGCAUGUUAUUGUCAGGACUUCCCGUGCGGGACAUUUGAACGCUAAUGACUGGAAAACCAAUGCUGCUGGUUUUAAGGUGAGCCACCUGUAUGGAUUUGGACUGAUGGAUGCGGAAGCCAUGGUGACGGAAGCAGAGAAGUGGACCACUGUUCCUCAGCAGCACGUGUGCGUGGAGAGCACAGACCGACAAAUCAAGACCAUUCGCCCCAACAGUGCGGUGCGCUCCAUCUACAAAGCUUCGGGCUGUUCCGAUAACCCCAACCACCACGUCAACUACCUGGAGCACGUAGUUGUGCGCAUAACCAUCACCCAUCCCAGGAGGGGAGACCUGGCCAUCUACCUGACCUCGCCCUCAGGAACCAGGUCCCAGCUUUUGGCCAACAGGCUCUUUGAUCAUUCUAUGGAAGGAUUUAAAAACUGGGAGUUCAUGACCAUUCAUUGCUGGGGAGAGCGAGCCACCGGUGACUGGAUCCUUGAAGUUUACGAUACCCCUUCCCAGCUGAGGAACUUCAAGACUCCAGGGAAAUUGAAAGAAUGGUCUUUGGUCCUCUAUGGCACCUCCGUGCAGCCAUACUCACCAACCAAUGAGUUUCCUAAAGUAGAACGUGUCCGCUAUAGCCGAGUAGAAGACCCCACCGAUGACUAUGGUACCGAGGAUUAUGCAGGUCCCUGUGACCCUGAGUGCAGUGAGGUCGGCUGUGAUGGGCCAGGACCAGACCACUGCAGUGACUGCUUAAACUACUACUAUAAACUGAAAAACAACACCAGGAUCUGUGUCUCCAGCUGCCCCUCUGGCCACUACCAUGCUGACAAGAAGCGAUGCAGAAAGUGUGCCCCCAACUGUGAGUCCUGCUUUGGAAGCCAUGGUGACCAGUGCCUGUCCUGUAAAUAUGGAUACUUCCUAAAUGAAGAAAUCAACAGCUGUGUUAUCCAGUGCCCUGAUGGAUCAUACCCGGACACCAAGAAAAGUCUUUGCCGGAAAUGCAGUGAAAACUGCAAGACAUGUACUGAAUUCCACAACUGUACAGAAUGUAGGGAUGGGUUAAGCCUGCAGGGAUCCCGGUGCUCAAUCACCUGUGAGGAUGGGCAGUACUUCAAUGGCCAGGACUGUCAGCCCUGUCACCGCUUCUGUGCCACCUGCGCUGGGCCGGGUGCUGACGGGUGUAUUAACUGCACAGAAGGCUACUUCAUGGAGGAUGGGAGAUGCGUGCAGAGCUGCAGUCUCAGCUACUACUUUGAUCACCCUUCAGAGAACGGAUACAAAUCCUGCAAAAAAUGUGAUGCUACCUGUUUGACAUGCAAUGGUCCGGGGUUCAAGAACUGCACGAGCUGCCUCAGCGGGUAUCUCUUAGACUUAGGGACAUGUCAGAUGGGCGCCAUCUGCAAGGACGGAGAAUACAUUGAUGAACAUGGUCACUGCCAGGUCUGUGAAGCCUCGUGUGCCAAGUGCUGGGGGCCAACUCAGGAAGACUGCACUGACUGCCCCAUCACAAGGACUUUUGACAAUGGCCGCUGCAUUUUCAAAUGUCCCUCAGGGAAAUUUGAAUUUGAGAACCAAUGCCAUCUAUGCCACUACACCUGCCAAGAAUGCCAAGGAAAUGAGCCUUCCAACUGCACUGCCUGUGGAGUAGAUAAGCAUGGCCAGGAGCGCUUCCUAUAUCAGGGGGAGUGUUGGGAGAGCUGCCCAGCAAGCCACUACCCUGCCGAGGGGCACACCUGCCUGCCCUGCUCAGACAACUGUGAGCUUUGCCACAGCGCACACAUCUGUACACGAUGCAUGGGUGGCUACUUCAUAGUGCCCACCAACCAUACCUGCCAGAAGUUGGAGUGUGGACAAGGUGAAGUUCAAGACCCAGACUAUGAAGAGUGCGUGCCUUGUGAAGCAGGAUGUCUGGGGUGCAGCUUGGAUAAUCCAGGAACCUGUACAUCAUGCACUACGGGGUAUUACAUGUUUGAACACCACUGUUAUAAGACCUGUCCUCAGAAGACCUACAGUGAAGAAUCUGAAUGCAAAGCGUGUGAGACCAACUGUGGCGAUUGUGACCAGCACCAGUGCUACUGGUGUGAAGAAGGCUUCUUUCUCCUGGAUGGCUCUUGUGUGAGCACAUGUGGUCCUGGCUUCCAUGGCGACCCAGAGCUGGGACAGUGUGAGCACUGCCACCCGGCCUGUGUGACCUGCACUGGCCUUGGCCACCAUCAGUGCAGCAGCUGCCGGGAAGGACUGCAGCUGCAACACGGGACAUGCGUGGAGCCUGCCCAGACCCAGGUGGAAGGCAAAUUCUGGAAUGAGCCUGUGCCCACUGCAAGCCCAUCUUUGGUGAGGAGCCUGCCACAGAAGCGACGGCGGAAGUUUCAAAUCAAAAGAGACAUUUUGAGAGGACAGCAGCCUUGUCAUCCUUCUUGUAAAACCUGCAACGAAUCUGCGACCCUGUGCACUUCGUGUCCAAAAGGCACGUAUCUGCUGGCCCAGGCCUGUGUCUCCUCCUGUCCUGAAGGCACAUGGCCCUCGGCGAGGAGUGGCCACUGUGAGAACUGUAUGGAGGACUGUACCUCCUGCUCUGGAGCCGAUCUCUGCAGAACGUGCCGGACGGGGCCGGACUUCCCUCUCUUCCUCCACGAAGGCAGGUGCUACACCAGGUGCCCUGAGGGCUUCUAUGCAGAAGACCGCAUGUGUGAGCACUGUAGCUCUCCUUGCAGAACAUGCGAAGGAAACGCCACCAACUGCCUCUCUUGCCAAGGAAGCCUCAUCCUGCACCAGGGAGCAUGCCGGGAAGCCUGCCCCGAGAGGCACGUGGCCGUGGAGGGGGUGUGCAAGCAUUGCCCUGAGAGGUGUCAGGACUGCAUCCAUGAGAAGACAUGCAAAGAGUGUAUGCCUAAGUCCUUCCUGUACCAGGAUAUGUGUCAGCCAUCCUGUCCCCGUGGCUUCUACGCGGACAUACGAGAGUGUGUCCCCUGCCACGAAGACUGUCUGGAGUGUAGUGGCCCCUCGGCGGAUGACUGUGACCUCUGUGCGGAGCCAUCCCUGGUUCUCUACGACGGACGGUGUUUGGAUGAAUGUCCAGUGGGAACUUACUAUGAAAAAGAGACUAAGGAUUGCAGAGAUUGCCACAAGUCCUGCCAGACCUGCUCAUCACCUGGGAUUUGCACGGCCUGUCAGGAGGGCCUUCUGGUCAACCACCAUGGGGACUGCGUGCCUCACAAGGAAUGUGCCUCCUUUGAGUACUGGGAUGUGGAGGCUCUGAGAUGCAAGCCCUGCCAUGCUAAGUGCUUCCGCUGCACGGGGCCUGCUGAGGACCAGUGUCUCGCCUGCCAGAGGGACAACCUUCUUUUCAACAUGACCUGCUUGCAUGACUGCCCCGAGAGCUACUAUGCUGAUGAGGACAGCCACCAAUGUGUCCCCUGCCACAACUCUUGUAGGACGUGUGAAGGGAGACACAGCACACAAUGCCUCUCCUGCCAACCAGGCUUGCUCCAGCUGGAAAAGCAGUGCCUGCUGCAGUGCCGGGAAGGAUAUUACGCAGAAAUCUCCACGGGACGGUGCAAGAGGUGCAGCAAGAGCUGCAAGGCAUGCCAGGGCCCGCGGCCCACCGACUGCCUGUCUUGCGAUUCGUUUUUCUUUCUGCUCCGCAUCAAGGGAGAGUGUCAUCGCACCUGCCCAGAGCAUUACUAUGCAGAGCAAGGCACACGGACGUGUGAGAGAUGCCACCCGACCUGCGACAAAUGCAAAGGAAAAGGAGCAUUGAAUUGCUUAUCCUGUGUGUGGAGUUACCACCUAAUGGGAGGAAUCUGCAGCUCGGACUGUCUGGCGGGGGAAUACAGAGUGGGAGAGGGUGAGAAGUUUAACUGUGAAAAAUGCCACAAGAGCUGUGUGGAAUGCAAGGGACCUGGCACCAAGAACUGUACCAUGUGCCCCGCCAGCCUGGUGCUGCUUAUGGAUGACAACCGUUGCCUACCCUGCUGUAACACGUCCAAUCCCGCCAACACCCAGGACUGCUGUGACUGCCGGGACACCACAGAGGAGUGUAUCCUUCAAGCAAGCGAAAUUGGGCCUGCCAGUGAACAGACGAAGAUAGCCCUGUUCAUCACCUCCUCCGUUAUGCUGGUGCUUCUGCUUGGGGCAGCUGUGAUUGCCUGGAGGAAAUCGCGGGGCCGAGGCCAGCCGGUAGUGAAGGCCGGCUAUGAGAAGCUGGCCAACCCUAGCAAGUCAUACGUUUCCUAUAAGAGCAGCCCCAGCUUGGAGGAGGAUCAGGUGAUUGAGUACAGGGACCGGGACUAUGAUGAGGAUGAUGGUGAUGACAUUGUCUACAUGGGCCAAGAUGGCACUGUUUACCGGAAAUUUAAGUAUGGGCUCCUGGAUGAGGAUGAGGAGUAUGAGCUGGAAUAUGAUGAUGAGAGCUACUCCUACCAGUAGACAAGAGGCCACCCCCCUCCCCCACCCUGCCCCAUUCCACUCACAGGCAUGCAUUCGAGCGUUGCAGUUUUGGAGUUUUAUCCCCACACAUCAGGCUGAUGUGUGGGUGUUUGUCUUUGUCCUCUUAACCAUGAGUCCGACUAGGGUAUGUAAGAAUGCUGAAAUAAUUUGUUCUUCUUUUGAGUGGCUAAACUCAAUUAACCAUAACUGAGGAACAAGGAUAAAAUUCAGAGAGAUUUCCCUCAAAAUAAUAAGUCAAAAUACAGGAAGUGAAAAAAGUGAGAUUAGUACAUUUCAUGAGAUUAAAGAAUAUUGGACCUAUAGGAAUUCUGUUUCUCAGCUGUCUUGCGGAGAUAUUUGCCGCCUUCUGGGAUUCUGGUGUUUCUGUAAAUGAUUUGGGGGUAUGGGGAGACAAAAGAGUUGUUUGUCUCAGGGGAUUUUUCUCCCCUGUCAGCCAUCUUUAGGCAAAGGUAGUUCUGCUAGGGCCAGCUGAAGAGGGUUCUCCUCCUCAUGCCCUUUAUCACUUGCCUCCAGACUGCCCCCGCGGAGCAGAAGACAAUACCUGUGCUAAGGGUGUUCUCAACCUACUGGGAGAUGAGGAAAGAAAAGGGAGCCAGCAUCAGAGCCAAGGAACCAUGUGCUCCCUAGGCUCUGGUUCUUCUGCAGGAAUCCACAGCCAUCCUGUUCUAGAGACAAAGCAAGCUCAGGCAGGACAUAGAUAGCAGCAAGCCAGUAGGACAGAAAUCAUUACAUUUCCAAGAAUUGCAGCGUUACAUGCUCACGAUUUUCUAAGAGCUUUUGUGGUGGGAAACACCAGCUAAGACAUUGAGUAAUAAAAGAAAAAUGGUAGUGUUAAAAUGGGAUAAAAUGACAAGAACUGCAUCGACUCUGAGGGAAAAAAAACAAAAAUGUUUUUAGCUACCAAAUCAAAAAGAUUUCAUUGACAGCCUGUCACGGAGCUGAGAACUCCCUGUAGAAGAAGUUGGAGCGGAUUCUAAUGUGGAAAAUCCCAAUGUCCUGCUCACGAGCGUAAUCCAGUUGCCCACCAGCCUUCCAACACUCUCUACUGCUGUGAUCCAUUUCUAGACAUCCUAGGCUCUCCUUGGUCCACUCUCCUGUCAAGUACAAGCUCGGAUUUGGGUACAGGGCCAUUUUCUACCAAUAGUAAUACAGAGAGAGGGGCUUUUACCGUGUGAAAUUACGUAAGCAGGGUUUUGCAGAUUUUCUUGUCCAAGCAGAAGCUAGAACCAGUACUGGGAGGGGAUCACGAAAAAAUGAUAUUUUCAGAUGACAAUGUUAAAAUGUCCUUAAUUGGGUUUGAGAUUUCCUAAAAAAUUUAUCACACACCUCCUAUGUGAUUGGUAUUGAGCUAACUAAUUUGUUUAAGAAAAAAGUCACCUCGCUUAAUAUCAUGAUUUCAUGAGGCUCGUACCAUUAUACCCUGUUUUUAUAGGAAACCUAAGACUUUUGAGAGGUUAAAAGAAUGACCCCGAAGUGCAAAUUCUUAAUAGCUAUGCGAUACUGGCAUAAAAUAAGAAGCAACCUAAAUAUAGUAUAGAAGAGAGUGUAUAUUAUUUUAUUUCAUGAUAUGGCAACUAUAUUACCUUUACUAAAUUCAUGCUUUUGCUUUUCUUUUAACAUAACGUAUCACAGACACAGGAAAUCUCUGUGAAGAAGCCUUCCAAGUACUGAAGGCCUCCAUGUUUCUUAGGGGAAUGCUCUUAAAACAAAGGUUGGCAAACUUUCCUCUGGAAAGGGCCAGAUAGUAAAUACUUUAGGCUUUGCACAAUGAUCGGCUCUGCCAUAUGGCACUAAUGCAGCCAAUCCAGAACAAAUAAGUGGGCUAUAUUCCAAUUAAACUUUAUUUAUGGGCACCGAAAUUUGGAUUUAAGGUAAUUUUCACAUAUCAUGAAAUAUUGUUCUUUUUUUUUUUUUUCCUUCCAGCACUUAAAAAUGUAAAACCAUUCUUAGCUCGGGGCAGUACACAAUCAGGUAGUGGGCCAAAUUGGCCAACAGGCUGUAGUCUGCCGACCUCAUCUUAAAAAAAAUCCUUAAGAGCCCAUGUCUAUUUAUACACACUUGAUAUGCUUUCAACAGUUUUGAUCAUUUAAAAUCAUCUCUUCCAAAUCUAUCUGAAGUUCUGAUAGUGCCGUUUUCGAUUCUUAGAAAUUAAAAAUGGAUGUAGGAUAGCCAUCAUAUCAAUGAGAGACUUCCUUAUCCCUUGCUGUGUAUUUACGGAGUGUAGCUUAUGCAAGAGUAAUUUUGUUCAUUCUGUGUUGUUCUUCUUCCCUGAUAAUUCUGAAGCCCUGAUAGACUGAGUUGGACAUUUCUUUGUCUGAAAAUGGUUUUCCAAGAAAAAUCUGUGUUUAUGAUACACAGUUAAAAAUUAAAUGAGGUUGAGAUGACCUUGAAUACCAAGAAAAAUUGUGUUAUUACCUUGUGUGAGCCCGAAAAAAAAAGGCUUGUGCUGUGUGUUGGAACAGUUUGACAUCUUUCCUUCUUUGUUCUUGGUCAUGCCCCGUUAUCCUCAGACUUCUUUUGAAAACUAUGCUACCUACUGUCUAAACAGAUAAAUGUGUGGUUGGAAAACAACGUCCCUUUUUGGUUUUCUGUUUGCAAAUAACUUGGAAAUAUUAAGAGGAUCCUUAUAGACUGGAAAUGCACCAAGACGCUGAGCAAGGGCUUGGAAAGUUCCAGUUCAGAGAAAGCAAUUUUAAAAUUGGACACAAAAUUAAAUCAAGUUCAGAGAAGGCAAAGGGGACUGGCUUAUUAACAGACUAUUUUUGAGCACAUUGCAUGUGUGGUAUUAUACUUUACCAAGUCAGAGACACAAAACUAUGCUGUUUGUUAAGAGCGCUGUUUUUUCUUUUUAUCUUUCUACCUCCAAUGACUGGAGCUAGUCAUAGUAGUUAUGAAACUUCUUCCUAAAAAUCAAUCCAAUCCGUCUGUCAGCCCCACCACCACUGACUCAGGUCCCCAGUCUCUCUCAUCUGGAUGUU